UUUUGGAACUUCCGAUCAUGGGCCAUAGCACUUCCAUUUCAUUGAGAAUUGAUACAUUUUUUGAUAUUUUCAGAUUUCUUUGUGCAAAAUUUUAGGUGUUAUAAUUAUACACCUUAUAUUUUUUGAGAUUACAUUAAUUAAAAUAUACAAAAAAAAAAAUCAUAUAGAUAGAAUAUACUAUUCCUGAUAUCCCAUUAAGUUUAUUGAUUGAUCAUGGAGCUAUCAAAGACAUUCAGAUUCCAAUCAAAGAACCUCACAUCCUUCAUACCUUUCUCUCCCAUAUACAACAACCCUUUGAAGAAUCAUCUAUCCUUUAGAACAAAACUCAACAAUAGACCCAAGAAAAUCAAGUUAACAGUGACAGCAAAGAGAAAAGCACCAAUUGAUGGUGUAAGUGAAGAGUUGAAUGAUAUAGCUUCUUAUAACCUUGAUUUUGCAUAUUCUAGAAGAAGGGUUCGUUCUGCUUUUGCUGAGGUUCAACAACAGCUUGAUCAUUGCUUGUUUAAGGAUGCUCCUGCUGGAAUCAGAGCAGAAGAAUGGUAUGAAAGGAAUUCGAGGGGAUUGGAAAUUUUCUGCAAGAGCUGGAUGCCAGAGUCAGGAAUUCCAAUCAAGGCAUCUGUGUGUUUUUGUCAUGGAUAUGGUGAUACUUGCACAUUCUUCUUUGAAGGUGUUGCGAGGAGAAUUGCUGCAUCUGGGUAUGCUGUUUUUGCGAUGGACUAUCCAGGUUUUGGACUUUCAGAAGGAUUGCAUGGUUACAUACCAAACUUCGAUGAUCUUGUCGACGAUGUUAUAGAGCAUUAUACACAAAUAAAAGCAAGACCUGAUUUGAGAGAAUUACCUCGAGUUCUGUUGGGGCAGUCAAUGGGUGGGGCGGUUUCUCUUAAAGUUUAUUUGAAGGAGCCAAAUAAUUGGGAUGCUGUAAUGCUUGUCGCACCAAUGUGUAAAAUUGCAGAUGAUGUGUUACCACCCGAUGCAGUAAUGAAGGUGUUAACUCUUUUGUCAAAAGUGAUGCCAAAAGCAAAGCUCUUCCCAAACAAAGACCUUGCUGAACUGGCUUUCAGAGAACCGAGUAAAAGAAAAUUGGCUCCUUACAACGUUAUUUGUUAUGAGGAUAAUCCACGACUUAAAACCGGUAUGGAACUUCUACGGGUGACAAAAGAAAUUGAGUCAAAAGUAGAGAAGGUAUCAGCACCAUUAUUGAUUCUUCAUGGAGCAGCAGACAAGGUGACAGAUCCAUUAGUGAGCAAAUUUCUGUAUGAAAAUGCAUCUAGCAAGGAUAAGACUUUAAAGCUCUAUGAAAAUGGUUACCACUGCAUUUUGGAAGGGGAGCCUGAUGAUAGAAUAAAGGCUGUACAUGAUGACAUUGUCUCAUGGCUUGAUUCUAGGUGUUCAGUUAAGUGAGAUUUUUCCAUGGAAUAUUUCCUUCAUCAUUCUAAGUCAUUCUUGGAGUAAGAUAAUAGCAACAUUUAUGUUUAAAUUGUUAAAAUCCUCCUAACUACAUUAUUUUUGCAAUUCAAUUUGGGUGGUAGCAUAAUGUGUCUACCUUCAUUUGAUAUGUGAGCAUAACAAUUUUUUUU
Molecule: messenger RNA, 1577 nt
Organism: Medicago truncatula (barrel medic)
Lineage: Eukaryota; Viridiplantae; Streptophyta; Magnoliopsida; Fabales; Fabaceae
Product: caffeoylshikimate esterase
Exons: 8
Coding region: 214-1401 (395 amino acids)
Source: RefSeq, a predicted model, not a curated record